Gavia stellata (red-throated loon) is the source of this 762-nucleotide messenger RNA. Its product is annotated as ovomucoid-like. The record is from RefSeq and is a predicted model, not a curated record. Gene Ontology annotation, molecular function: protein binding. NCBI's taxonomy places the organism in Eukaryota, Metazoa, Chordata, Aves, Gaviiformes, Gaviidae.
AUGGAGCCCUGACCGAACGUCCUCGUUACCCAGAAACCCAGAGCUGGAGCACAGCACGAGCUGGUGAGUCAGCCUUGGAGAGACCAUCGCACAAGCGGUGCAGGAGCAGGCAGCCUGCAGACUCAAGAAACUUCCACCAUGACCACGGCGGGUGUUUUUGUGCUCCUCUCCUUUGCGCUUUGCUGCUUCCCAGAUGCUGCCUUUGGGGUUGAGGUGGACUGCAGUACGUAUCCCAACACUACAAAUGAGGAAGGCAAAGAGGUGUUGGUCUGCACCAAGAUCCUCAGCCCUAUCUGCGGUACCAAUGGAGUCACCUACAGCAAUGAGUGCCUGCUCUGUGCCUACAACGUAGAAUAUGGAACCAAUGUCAGCAAAGACCACGAUGGAGAAUGCAAGGACGUCAUCCCUGUGGGCUGCAGUAGAUAUCCCAACACGACCAAUGAGGAAGGCAAAACGGUGUUGCUCUGCAACAAAGACCUCAGCCCUGUCUGUGGUACCGAUGGGGUCACCUACGACAACGAGUGCCUGCUGUGUGCCCAUAACAUAGAGUCUGGAACCAGUGUUGGCAAGCAGUACGAUGGUGAAUGUAAGAAGGAAAUUGCUACAGUUGACUGCAGUGACUACCCUAAACCUGUCUGCUCGCUUGAGUACAUGCCUCACUGUGGCUCUGACAACAAAACAUACAGCAAUAAGUGUAACUUCUGCAAUGCAGUCAUGGACAGCAAUGGGACUCUCACUUUAAGCCAUUUUGGAAAAUGUUGA